This is a messenger RNA of Poeciliopsis prolifica (blackstripe livebearer), 6577 nucleotides long. It is a transcript of the gene arhgap4b, whose product is annotated as Rho GTPase activating protein 4b. Gene Ontology annotation, biological process: signal transduction; negative regulation of cell migration. The record is from RefSeq and is a predicted model, not a curated record. NCBI's taxonomy places the organism in Eukaryota, Metazoa, Chordata, Actinopteri, Cyprinodontiformes, Poeciliidae. The transcript is spliced from 24 exons. Gene Ontology annotation, cellular component: cytoplasm. Gene Ontology annotation, molecular function: protein binding. The coding region runs from base 885 to 3719 and encodes 944 amino acids.
CCAAGUCUGCAGGGAAACGUCGCUCUUUCUUUCUCCUUGGCCAUCACUUGCAUCUCGCUGUUGUGGAAACACAAGGUCAUCCUCGGAAAGCAGGUUUUGGAGCAGAGAUGGAGGAACGGCAGCGCAGGCGCGGGACGGAAGGAAGAAAGGAUAAAAAGAGGGAUGGAUGGAUGGAAGGAUGGAUGGAGGGAGAGUGGGAGAUGCUGAGGGAGAAAGACGGUGUAUUCAUAGCAGCAGCGGUAUUUAUAGCCGCCCAGAGGAGAGGAGAGGAGAGAGGGGGACUGGAGAGGGGAGGGGGCGUGGCCUGGGCUCGGGUUGGGGCUUUUCGCUGAUGCGGACGGCAGUGGGAGGAGAGACGCUGCUCUGGCGUGAGCGGAGAGGCGAUCUGGCAUAUUUUGAAAGAUGGAGGGGGAGGGCUGUUUGUGUGUGAGUGCAUGCGUGUGUGUGUGUGUGUGAAAUGAGAGAGAAGAGUACUGAGCUGGGAGAAAUCUGUCAGAUUCAAACACACUCCGCUCUGUGUGAGCACGCCUGCCUUCCUGCCUGUCUGCGUGUGUGUGUGCGUGUGUGUGUAAGCGUAAGUGUGUGAUACAAAAAAACAAGGGAUGAGAAGAGAAGAGCAGAGGAACAGCUAGAAAGAGGGAGAGGAGGACCAUAAAGUAAGGCCCAUCCCACCCCGGAAUUUCAUGGACAAAUCGACCCUGCUGAGAACCGUCUAUUGACCCUGAUGCCGACGCGCCGCUUGCAGCUGUAGAGCAAGAAGGCAAAAGAGGGAGGAAGACCGAGGGGGCCAACGGGGAAAGGUCAAAGAUUACAGGGCUGCAGCUGAAGCUGAGGUUGAGGAGCAAGGGCUUUGGGAGAGAAGGUCAAGGGUCGGCGGAUCAAAGAUGAUGACUUCACAUGGAAAGCUGAGGAGGGAGAAGGGCAGCGUGGCGGAGUACGAGUCGCAAAUGAAGGACUUGCGGGCCCAGCUGACAGACCAGAUAAAGAUUUUAGACUCCCAGGUGGAGGUGAAGCAGCAGCAGCUCUCAGAUCUGUCUGAGUUUCUCAGGCGCCGAGGCGACAUCGAGACUGAAUAUGCAAGAGCCCUCGACAAACUAACCGAGAGGUUCACUCACAAGACUAAAAAGAAGGAGCAGUGGGGUCAGUCUGUGUGUCAGGUCUGGUCCGUUCUGCUGACUCAGACCCGUCUGGAGAGCCGGGAACACGCGGCGCUGGGGGACACCUGCUUCAACACGCUCACAUUGAGCCUGACACACAGUGGCGAGGACGCACACCGCCUGCACAAAAAGAGCAAAGAGGUGGGAAUCCAGAUGCAGGACGAGCUGCUAAAGGUCACCACCGAACUGCAGACGGCUCUAAAGACGUACAACCAGUACCACACAGACUGCCUGAUAGCUGAGGGAAAACUGAAGGAAGCCGAGCGUCUGGAAGAAAGGCACACUGGGAAGUCGGCCGAGCUCGGCCCCGGCCAACUGGCAGGGCAGAGGCGGAGCUCCGUCAAGAAGAUGGAGCGGUUGAUGGAGAAGAGACAUGGAAAAAUGCAGGAGACCCAGCUGAAGUGUACAAAGGCACGGAAUGACUACCUGUUGAAUCUCGCUGCAGCUAAUGCAGCCAUGAACAAAUACUACCUGCAGGAUGUCAGCACUCUCAUUGAUUGCUGUGACCUUGGAUUCCAUCUGUCCGUGGAGAGAGUGAUGAAGUGCUACCUGGCCAGCAGGUGGCGCAUUCAGAAGACAGAGGAAACGGGGCUGAAGCAGCUGGAAACUGCUGUGACAUCCCUGGACCAGAGUGGAGACAGGGAUGCGUUGCUACAGCAACAUGAUGCCGCCUUCUGCCUUCCGUUCAGAUUCAACUAUCACCCACACGAGGGUGACCAGGUGUGCGAGGUGAGUGCGGAGAGCCAGGUGAGGUAUGAGCUCGAAACCAGAUUCCAACAGCUUCAGUCUCGACUCGCUGCCGUAACCUUGGAAACAGAGGAGAUCAGUAAAACGCUUAAAGCCACACUUGCUGCCCUGCUGGACUCCAUGUGUGACAGCGAGUGCAACCCCUCCCCCGACGUGUCCGCCAGCCUAUCACAUGAGCCGCCUACCACAGUAGUCACAACCACGGCGAAACUCUCCCUCGCCAAGCGUCGAGCCAAUCAGCAGGAGACGGAGACUUACUACUUAACAAAAGUAAAAGAAUUCCUCAACAGCAGCUCUCUGGCCUCCAAACUUCAAGCCAAACACGAUCUUCUACAAGAUGCCAUACAGAAAGCGGAAGCCGUGGACAGCGACCCCUCCAGAAUGCAAUGUACUACUCGGUCAGUCCGGGUUCGGAAGUCCAGGCCAGUUUCCCAAUUCUGCCACACACUCUUCACCACAGACAUACUCUCCUACAUAGAGAGCUCUGGGCAGCAGAUUCCUGUGGUGGUUGAGAGCUGCAUUCGUUUCAUAAACCUUCAUGGCCUCCACCAUGAAGGAAUUUUCAGAGUUCCUGGUUCCCAGAGGGAGGUGAACCUCAUCAGAGAUGCAUUUGAGAGAGGGGAGGAUCCUUUGUCAGACAGUGAGUGUGAUCUGGACUCUGUGGCCGGCGUGCUGAAGCUGUACUUCAGGGGGCUUGAGCCUCCUCUGUUCCCCUACGAAAGCUACUCUCCGCUGCUGGAAUGUGUCCAAAUCGAAGAUGAGACUGAGAAAGCUGUCCAGAUCAGAGCCAUUGUUUCUACUUUCCCACGGCCUCUCCUCAUCGUGAUGCGAUACCUUUUCGCUUUCCUCAACCACGUGUCUCAGUACAGCGACGAGAACAUGAUGCAGCCCUACAACUUGGCUGUUUGCUUCGGUCCGAGCCUGCUGAGGGGGAUGGAAUCUGACGACGCCGUUGCUAGGCAACCACAGAUCAAUGAUCUUGUUAAAACCAUGAUCCUUCAGCAUGACAGCAUCUUCCCCGGCCAAUCGGAACUGCCAGGUCCGGUCUACGAGAAGCACAUGACACUGGAGCAGGAGUACUGUGAGCCAAUCACAGAGGAGGGAGACGGAGAGACCGAGCAUCUGCCUAGUGAGGACGAGUGGGAGGCAGUAGCUUUGUUCGACUACACGGCCAGAUCUCCAGCAGAGCUUUCCUUCAAGCAGGGAGAUCCUAUUAUCCUUUACAGCAAGGCCUCGUGUGAUUGGUGGAGAGGCGAAGUUGGAGGAGUUAAGGGUCUAGUCCCACACAAGUACAUCAGCAUUCUUGAAGUGUCAGAGCGAGGGAAAAGAGAAGAAGGUAGAGUAGGCGGAGGCAGCACUGGAAAUCUAUCAGCAGAAGAUCCACAUACGGAAAACACAACAAGGAUGCGAGUAAACAGCGAUAGUGCUUCGUUGCCAGGGAGACAGAGAGGAAGUGAGGGGAGCCCAAGUCGAAAACCACAAGCUUCCCCUGCCACAAGACAACAAAUACCUGUGUCUCAGGAACGGAGACACACUUUGGACACUGUAAGGCAGCCCAGCUGCAGAAUCCCAGACAAGCCUCCAUUCGUUACAGCAGAAAGACCAACAGUUGACAAGGACAUGAUUAGCCGGCAGAUGAACUCUGUGUUUAAGGAGCUCCUGUCCCGUCAGCCUCCUGUGCAGUCGUCUCCCUUCCCUCCUUCUGUCUCCGCCACUCCUUCCUCCUCGUCUUCCUCGAUUGCUCCAGCCGCCCCCUCGGCUAAGAAAGUAUUUGGCCUGAGAAGGGCAGGCCCUUUUCAGUCCGGACUGAGAUGAAAGCAUGAAGAGCUGUGGAGUUAUAGGUUCAUUGUUUGAAAGUGAAGAUCUUGAGUUUUUUUCCCCUUUUUUCUGUUUUAUGGACAACAAUAAUUGCGUGUGCCAUCUCAUAGUGCCACUAGUCUUGGUGCCGUGUAGGUGUAUGUCCAGUGCGUCUGUUUUUUCAACUGGUUUUUGUUUAGCUUUGUUUUGCUCUCCUGACUUUUGCACUUUUUUUAUUUAUUUUUUUUUUUUUUGAGAAUCAGGGAUGUGGAUUCACCAGAGAUAUCACCAGAAAAACUGCUUGGUACGGUACUGAGUGUACAUAAACAACAAGAAAAUACUUAAGCUGCCCCCUAGUGGCAGGUCUGAGAUCAGCACCCCCUAAUCAUUUGCUCUUGAAAACUGAUCUGGGGCCUGUGCCUAGGAGUGCCUUUGCGUCUUUUUUGACGUUUUUCACUUGAAAACACCAGAUAAGACUUUGUUUAUGAAAUUAAAAUGUGUACCGGUAUGAUGUCAGCCCAAAAGUGUUCCGAAUGAUUUUAAAAAAAAACUAAACUAAAAAACAGAAGUCAUUUGAACCUUUGCCACCAACUUCAUCACUUUUUCAUAGUACAUCAGUGAUUACCUUUUAAAAUCAAUUGAAAACUAUCUUUAGUUUAGUAGUUGGGCUCAUGCUACUUUUGCGUAACUUCGGUUUUAAAUGGUGCCUUCAAAUGGAGCCAUGCCUGUGGUAUUCUCAAGUUAUUUUAUUUCUACGCAUUAUUUUUCUAAAAUAUGUUAAGGAACGAAGUCAUGCAGAAUUUAGUGAAACUGUUUCAAGAAAAAAGUAAAGUUUUGCUUCAAGAAAUAGAACACAUCGAAGUGUGGACAGACAUAAACGUCAACCAGACCUGAGCAGUUCUUCCAUUGAGAAAAAGGUAUUCCUAUAAACCUUUUUUUUCUGAAAUGUUGGGUUUAUACUUUUAAUCAUUUUGUUGCUAGACAAGAGAACGGGUUGAAGCAUGUACUAGCUAAUAAGGGUGUGAUAUUAAAAAUUAGAAUUGUUCUUGUUGCUACUGAAAAAACCUACAAAAUAAAUUUAAUGUAAGGAAAUUUUUCACCUGAACACCUUUUGCCAAGUUUAUGUGAUUUUCUGCUCCUUGUAUAGUAAAAUGUUAGGCAGCUCAAUUUCUGGAGUCAAAUUUGCAUGCUUUAAUUGUGAACUCACUAGAUGCAUAUUAAGGCAAGUUAAGAUGGUUUCCCACUUUGCCUAACUCAAUCAGUUAGCUCCAGUACAUGAUGCUAAAAAAACAAAACAUCAAAUAAACCCAAUGGAUUUGCCAUUAAAUACAGGACACAUUAUUCUUUCAAUCUCUUAACAAGCAGCUACUGUUGAACAAGCUAGGCUAGUAUAGUUAAUGGUAAAACAAGUGUAGAAUCAACAAAAUAACUAGCAUAUUUGGCUUUAGAAUCAUAAACAUUAUUGUAUUCUUUAGAGCAAUUUUAUCAUCAGCCAAUGAAAAAGCAGCUAGCUGGAAACAGUUACCUUUUUGUUAGCAUAGCAUCUUUACAUUUUUGCUGUGCAGUUCCCUUGCAUCACAUUCAAAUCAUUUUUAGAAUCUGAACUGUUUUUUGGAUUUUUUUGCAACAUUACUCAAUGGUGUAUGCAAAUAAAAGGGUAUUAUUUUAUUCCCGUUGCUAAUAGCAAAAACAUUAUUUUAUUUUUUUUUGGCUAUUGGGUUUGCUAAAUUAGGAAGCUAAUGCUGGGGGCUGACCACACCACUGUCACACACAUCAGCUACAUAGUGCAUCACAAAUUAUUUUAGGUAUUUUAUUCAAAUGAAUGCUGAUAGCGUUGUUCUUUAAGGUUCCAUUUUACAACGAGAAAAACAGUAUCAUUUUUACAUACGGUGGAACAUACAGACUGAAAACACAUUCCCCUCUAUAUGUGAUGAAAGGCAUAAAUAUGAGGCCAAAACUCAGGGCUUUUGCAAGAUGAGCUAACUCAGGUUUAGCUUUGAUAGAAUAAGUAUGAGUUUCUCUCUCAGGUCUUUGGUUGACUUAUGGUGACUUCCAUUUGAACUUCAAAAGUCGGAUUUACUCCGUUACCGAAAUUUUACCUGGAACGCCCUCUGUUUUGGUUGGGAUUCUGAUGGGAAUUUAUUGAAAUCUAACAGCUCUCAAAUACAAUGUCCGGGAAGGGAGCUCUGUGCAUGAAAAUGAGGGAACACUGACUUAUUUACUAGGGUCAUCUAUGUUCAUAAACAACUUUGACCAUUGACUAGUUUUUCCUUGCAGUCCUUGCAUUUCCUGAAAUGUUUACUUUACAUGGCUUGCAAACGCCAUUGAUUUUUCAGGCUUGUUUGGCUUACAGUGGAGUCAAGUCAGAUGUUUUGCCUUUAUCUGCCAUCUCUUCCACCCUUCAAGUCAAAUGGAAUGCACUGUUACCCUUCAACUUGAAACUGUGCCCCUUGCCUGAAGAGCCAAAAUGGUCCCUUUAUCAGAGGAGUCAGUGACUUGCUCUGGUUUAAACUGUGAAACCAAUAUUGGCUUCUUGGAGCCAUAAUAGAAACUUGUUUUUUUCUUUUAUCUGCCACUCGUUUCUGCCCUGUUGGCAUUUAAAACAGUCUAAUGCACUGGUCCAAUUCUAACGAACUUCUGAAUUUGAUUUUAAAAAUAUAUAUAAUUGAAUCAUUUUUACAUGUGUAAUUUCUUCACUGUCCUUUUACACUCAUGUAAAAAUAGAAGUAGAGUCUUUGUUUUGAAAUGAUUCUUCUUCUGUGGUUGAAACAUCUUGAUAUUUUGGAUCACUGUUUGAUGAUGUUAUUAAGUUUAGUGUGUUCAACUGUAUAUGUGGGUAAGAAUUAUGAAUACAAUAAAGACGACAAAGAAAUUGA